UAUAACAUUGGUGUUUAUAUUACAUUGUACUUCGUAAAACAAUUCAUCUUCGUUAACCAGAGGGACAUUUGAUGUGUUAUGCAUUAAAUACAUAUGUUUGAAUGCGUGUAGUUGUACUUUUGCUUGCAAGCUGUGCACUUCCGGAAUUGGGCUGCCUUUUCAGUAUCAAAGAGUUUGACUUGCUACGCGUUAGCUAGCUAGCCAGUAAAGCAGAGUCUUGUUUGUAAUUUUAGCUUGAUAUGCAAUGCAACUGGGCCAUUUUAAUACAUGUGGUGCAAAAUACUGAACUGAUGGCAAAGUGUGGUCAACAAGCAAAAUACUUGUAUUUAAGUGCUAGCCCGACUGGAUAAUGUUAGGGUAAUUUAGAAGAUAUAUGCGUAUCUAGAGCUAUAUGGAUCGCUAGCCACUCAUACGGGAACCAUGCUAGCCCAAUAUCGUCGUCUCCCAGUCAGCACAGCUAGUUCAACGUAGGUGCUUGCUAGCAGUAGCUAUAUUUUUGAUGGCGGCGCUAUUUUCAGGCCGCGCUCAAACAGUUUUUUUCACUCGUGUACAGUGUUAGCGAGUCAAGACUUAAAGAAACAGUCUGUUUCAGAAACUGUUGUGGCUAACGACAACAUGGUCUUAGUCCGUGGAAUAAAAUUGAAUGUAAAACUGAAACCUUAGCUUCUGAAACAUUGCGGACAUUAACUGGACCAGCAGUAGCAGCUGGGGAUAAAGCUAAGUCGAAACAUUAAGCACAAUUAGCAUAUUUUGCAAAGUUUGCGGGAGAUGCUAAUGAAAGUGCUUGCAGACCAGCUAGCAAAUUUUGCUUUGCUACGUCCACUAUUUAUCUCUACUUCCACGAGUUCCCAGUACUAGCUUGGCCCCAAUUUUAAAAACCAAACGCCCGUCUGUGGACCUGUUCCAUCGAUGUCCAAUGGUCGCUUGCAUUGCCAGUUACAGAUCAGAAGGACAGUAUGGCCACUACUGUUGCUGUCAGUCCCAGCGAAUACCUCCAGCCUUCUGCCACCUCCACACAAGACUCCCAGCCCUCUCCUCUGGCCCUCCUGGCCGCUACCUGCAGUAAAAUCGGCCCCCCUGCCGCCCAGGCCCCUGUCAGCACUCCUCCGGCCCAGCCCACCACCCGCCGCCUGCACCCCAUCAAGCCAGCGCCCAUUGCGCCAGCGCCCCCCAAGAACGCCCUGGGCUUCCUCUCGGCCAAGGGCAAUGUGAUCCAGCUGCCGGCGGGCCUGGGCGCCUCGGGCUCCAGCCCCAUCCUGCUGACCAUCCAGAGCCCCACGAGGCAGGCCGCCGCCCCGGCCAACAUCCAGUACCAGAUGAUGCCCCAGAUCCAGGGGGCGCAGACCAUCCAGAUGGUGCCGCAGGGCAGCCAGAUCCAGCUGAUCCCCGGCACCAACCAGGCCAUCAUCACCACGCCCGUGACGCUGCCCACCGCCGCGCCCGCCCCGGCCCAACCUAUCGUCACCAUGGCAACGGCCGCGCCCCAGAAGACUGUGGCGAUCAAGCCGUCGACGCAGAAGCGGCGGCAGAACAUGGUGCGGUUGCCCAGCGGCCUCACGCUUCCCCUCAACGAGACGGGCGCCACACAGGUGGUCACGGAGACGCAGCAGGUGACUGCGCCACAGCCGCCGCCCGUUAAGACCUCCAGGAGGGGCCGUAAGAAGCAGACGCCGGUGGCCGCCGUCACCCCCACCCCCGUCGCCCCUCAGCCGGCCUCCCCCUCCCCUGUGCCCGAGCAGAUGGAGACGCUCCUUAUCGAAACCACAGCCGAUAACAUCAUCCAGGCGGGGAACAACCUGCUGAUCGUCCAGAACCCCGGCUCUGCCCAGCAGGUGGUGCAGCAGGUGCAGCUGGUCCAGCCCAAGCAGCACGAGCAGCAGCAGCAGCAGCAGCAGCAGCAGCAGCAGAUGGUCCAGAUCCCCUCACAGGCCCUCAAGGUGGUCCAGGCCGCCUCUGCCACACUGCCCCAGGUGCCCCAGAAACAGCCCACCCAAAAUCUGCAGAUGGCACCCACCGAGCCCACACAGGUGCUGAUUAAGACGGCCUCAGGUGAGUGGCAGGCGGUGCAGCUCCAGGAGACCACCGUCGCCCAGACCCAGAUGGCCCCCGUCACCACCCACGCGCCCACCAUCAUGAACACCUCUGUUGCCACGGCUACCGCCCCCAAGCGCGCGCUGGCAGCAGGGGUGCGGAAGGAGCGUUCACUGCCAAAGAUCGCCCCGGCGGGCGGGCUGAUCGCGCUCAACGCCGCGCAGCUGUCUUCGGCCGUGCAGGCCGUGCAGACCAUCAACAUCAACGGGGUGCAGGUGCAGGGCGUGCCCGUCACCAUCACCAACGCCGGAGGCCAGCAGCACCUGACGGUGCAGACGGUGCCCGGGGGCAGCCUGCAGCUGGGCGGGGUGGCGGGCCCGCAGGUGGAGCAGACGCUGGCGCUGGAGCUGCAGAGCCAGCCUGGCGAGAAGAAGAGACGCAUGGCCUGCACCUGCCCCAACUGCAAGGACGCCGAGAAGAGGCCGGGCGAGCUGGGCAAAAAGAAGCACAUAUGUCACAUCCCGGGCUGCGAGAAGACGUUCCGCAAGACCUCGCUGCUGCGGGCGCACGUGCGCCUCCACACGGGCGAGAGGCCCUUCGUCUGCAACUGGGUCUUCUGUGGCAAACGGUUCACCCGCAGCGACGAGCUGCAGCGGCACGCACGCACACACACGGGAGACAAGCGUUUUGAGUGCUCACAGUGUCAGAAGCGCUUCAUGAGGAGCGACCACCUGACGAAGCACUACAAAACGCACAUCAACACCAAAAACUUAUGAGCUGGUGCCCUCCUCCCCUCCCCCUACCGCCAGUAUAGACACGCGGCCGGCCGGUCACUCUCACGCCCGGCGCGGUGCUCUGGACGCCGCUGACCGCGGAGACUGACCUACAGACACCAGCAGCAGGGAACGAGGAGUCGCUCUGACAGGGGGCGGCGCGUGGGCUGUCCGAGCGGACGGAUGUCCGUCCGCUGUGCCCGGCCUCCGCCCACCCCCCCUCCCCCCUUUCCCAUCCUCCUCCAUGAAGGUGGUGCCACGCGGAUGACCGACGGCGGUCCCCUUCCCUGGCGUGAGUUCAACUCCCGACACUGGCACAGAGAGAGAUGAUGAUUGAGGCCAACGUACGUGCAUUAUGUGUUGGAACCUCGGUGUUGCCGAAGCCUCUGAGGUCUGUGUCCAGGCUAUCGGGUCAUUCAACUC
Molecule: messenger RNA, 3227 nt
Organism: Alosa alosa (allis shad)
Lineage: Eukaryota; Metazoa; Chordata; Actinopteri; Clupeiformes; Clupeidae
Gene: sp2
Product: sp2 transcription factor
Exons: 8
Coding region: 957-2807 (616 amino acids)
Biological process (GO): regulation of transcription by RNA polymerase II
Molecular function (GO): DNA-binding transcription factor activity, RNA polymerase II-specific; RNA polymerase II cis-regulatory region sequence-specific DNA binding
Source: RefSeq, a predicted model, not a curated record